AUGGCUGCCGUUGUCGACACCAGCACAACCACCACAGCAAAUCCACCCACUGUCACUCUAAAGGCACCAACCUCGCUCUUCCACCAUAGUCUGGUGACAAAGGAUUUCGAGCUUCUCAAAUUCCAUGCUGCUGCGGCCUUGCAAUUGCAAUUUGGUGAACAGCGCCACGAGCACGCUGCAACCUCGGAUGAUCGAUUAAUUGCCUCGCCAUACAAUGAACCGCUGAAUUUGCUCGAUCUCAAGCGCCUCGACACGCCUAAUCAGCUCUUUGCAAAGGCAUUGACUAUCUUCAAGCCCAUUCGCGAUGACUACGCAACUGCGCCAUACGUUGAAUCCUUCAACUGGCAGGGAGUAGUUGAUUUUCUGCGUGAUCUCUCUGCUGCUGAGGGCAACCGUUGGAAGAAGCAAGCGUUUUAUCUAGUCAGCUUUCGCUCUAAGCUGCACCCAGUCAUCGACGAUCAACGACUACAUGACCUAGAUUACUACUCUCACCAAGAAGCUAUCGCCAGUGGGGGGCUGCUGAAGUAUUGGUUUGGCACCAAGAACGAGGAACACCGGAACCUAGCAACUUGUGUCUGGAGAAGUAGGGAGGAUGCGCGAGAAGGAGGUAAAGGGCCCUGGCAUAGGCAGGCCCGAGCUGCUGUUUCCAUGUACGAGACCAUCGUCUUUAAGACCAUGAAACUAGUUAUUGAUGACGAUGCUUCUUCGUGGGAAAUUGAGGACUGGACGGGCGAAGACGCUUAG
Molecule: messenger RNA, 744 nt
Organism: Talaromyces proteolyticus
Lineage: Eukaryota; Fungi; Ascomycota; Eurotiomycetes; Eurotiales; Trichocomaceae
Exons: 2
Coding region: 1-744 (247 amino acids)
Source: RefSeq, a predicted model, not a curated record